AACUCUUUCAAGUUUUUGCACAGGUUAACUGAAACUAAAACCAAAACCUAAUAUUUGGUUUCACCUCUGGCGGUUCCCUCUCCAGUGAAGCAGCCGGCCGUUUCGACCAUCGGAAGAAACUAAAGCACCUGCCCUCAAUUCGUAGAAGAAGAAGAGGAGCUAACAGAGGGGUGGUAGUGUUUCGCUUCUUCCAACUGUGCGAGUCUCACCUUAACAGAGAAGCAGCAAAAGCGAAGAGGAGUGCUUGAGCUUCAUCUCCAGUGGCUCAAGGACUCGCUCUGUGUUUCUUCUUCUAUGCUCACUACCAAUCAAGAAAUAAGGUGAAAUUAAGCGUAUUUUUUCACUUAAUCAAUCCAUAAGAAGAAGUAAGAGUUUCAAUCAUAGUCUAAUUAAAGGAUGCAGCACGAUGAGGUCAUAUGGCAGGUUAUCAGGCACAAUCACUGCAGUUUCAUGGCCAAAAUUACAACUGGUAAUUUCUGUAGAAACCCCUACAAUGUGACUGGUGUUUGUAAUCGAAGCUCUUGCCCUCUAGCUAAUAGCCGAUAUGCCACUAUUCGUGAUCAUGAUGGAGUUUUCUAUCUCUAUAUGAAGACUAUAGAAAGGGCUCACAAGCCAAAUGCAUUGUGGGAAAGAGUUAAGCUGCCUAGAAAUUAUGAAAAGGCGCUUGAGAUUAUUGACAAACAUCUGAUGUAUUGGCCUAAGCUCCUAGUCCACAAAGUAAAGCAACGAUUGACCAAAAUGACUCAGAUGCGCAUUCGGAUGAGAAAGCUUGCUUUGAAGACAAGGGAAAAAAUAGUUACAGCUCCAAGGAUGGUGGGAAAAAGAGAGGCUAGAAGAGAGGAGAAGGCUGAAAAGGCAGCCGUGUUGGAGAAGAGUAUCGAAAAAGAAUUGCUGGAACGCCUUAACAAAGGAGUUUAUGGUGACAUAUACAAUUAUCCUGCUGAUAAAUUCAAUAAACUACUUGAUCUGGAUAAUCUGCAAGUUGCUGAUGAAGAAGAAGAAGAAGAGGAGGAGGAACCUGUAGUGGAAUACGUUGAGGGUUAUGAUGACCUUGAAGAGGAAGAUAUUGAAGAUUUUGGUGGCUUUGGAAUCAGUGAUGCGGAUGCAUUUGAUGCUGAUGAUGCUGGAGAGGAUGGUGAUGAUGCUGAAACAAAUGGAAAAGUUGGUCACAUUAGAGUUAGAAGUGAAUUUGAUUUGGCUUCAAGAAAGCAUGGUAAAGAUGAACCUGGUGCUAAAUUGAAGAAGAAAGCAAGAGUAAUUGUUGAGGUUGAGCAUGAAGAUGCUUCUGAAAGGCAAAAGGCAGUUCAUUGAGUGCUAAAAUUCUGGUUCAUCUUGUGAGACGACCCUUUUUACUGUAGAUUAUGGUGAAAAGUGUACUUGGCAAAAAGAAGCUCCUCAACGCCAUGCAAAAUUUUGAAUGCUAAUUGACAUGCUUAACCUUCUGCCCCCCUCACUUUGUUCUGCUUUCACAGCUGUCCCCUGGAAGACAUGAUCCAGAAUUUGGUUUCUGGAGCUUCACUUCUAUUUUUCUUCAAUGACAGAGAUUUACCAGUACAGAAACCGCCCGUGUAAGGGCUUCAACAUUUAAUUGAUUCCCAAUAGAAUUUUGAACUACAUUUACUAGAGUUUUAUUUGUCCUGAGACAUGGCUAGAUCUUGAUGAACAUGUUCAGAGUAAUAUAGUCUUUUAUAGUGGCUUUAUUUAUUUACUAAAAGAGUCACAGUGACCAUAACAAUUCUUCAUAGUUCUGUGUUCUUUUUUUGCCCUUGUAUUCCUAGGGAGUAUUACAAUUAUGCAAUGAGAGGAACAAAAUGGUGUUGGUGCUGACAUUAUUUAUGCUGGUUAUGUAUUCCGGACUUGGUUUGGCUUGUGUCAGGAAUGCAGAGAUAAUAGUCAUGUGUAGCCUUCGUUUAGUA
Molecule: messenger RNA, 1916 nt
Organism: Ricinus communis (castor bean)
Lineage: Eukaryota; Viridiplantae; Streptophyta; Magnoliopsida; Malpighiales; Euphorbiaceae
Product: protein MAK16 homolog
Exons: 10
Coding region: 397-1311 (304 amino acids)
Biological process (GO): maturation of 5.8S rRNA; maturation of LSU-rRNA
Cellular component (GO): nucleolus; preribosome, large subunit precursor
Source: RefSeq, a predicted model, not a curated record